AGUUUUUGGUAGUAGAGUGUGUUUACAGAUGAAUGAUAUAUCAACAUUACUGUAUUAAAGUCAGCUGCUGAAAUAUUUCAUGCUAGGUUUCAUAAUUGAGUGUACAUAUAUAUACUGCUGAUGGAUUGUGACCAGUAUUACGCAGCAUAAGUAAAUACAUUUCACUUAUUCUCUGCACAAUGCUCAAAUUUUCAUAUUUGGUUUUUGAACUUGACUAGCAUUUCAUAAACCUAGUGAACUUUGUGGCCUAACUCAAGCAACACGCCGCCAUGUCAGCCAGCGUCAGAACCACCCUACAGACCGUCCCAGAGGCCCUACCUACUGACCAUGUCUCUAAAAAUAAAGUUCGGAGCUCGAGUCGCUCUUCCACUCCUCACGCUCAGCAGUCGUCCAGAAAAAGCGACCACGAGCCCGGGAGCGGAGGGGGCGGCAACAGCGGCAGCAGCAGAAUGUCGUCGGCCAGAGGGCGGCCUGAGGAGAUAGGCAAAUAUCGACUCCUCAAAACCAUCGGCAAGGGAAACUUCGCUAAAGUCAAGCUUGCCAAACACAUUCCCACCGGCAAAGAGGUGGCCAUCAAAAUUAUAGACAAGACUCAGCUUAAUCCUGGGAGUUUACAAAAGCUUUUCCGCGAAGUGCGGAUCAUGAAGAUGUUGGACCACCCGAAUAUCGUGAAGCUUUUCCAAGUGAUCGAGACCGAGAAGACGCUCUACCUCGUCAUGGAAUACGCGAGUGGCGGUGAAGUGUUCGACUAUCUCGUCUUCCAUGGCCGCAUGAAAGAGAAGGAGGCUAGGGCUAAGUUUAGACAGAUCGUAUCCUCGGUGCAGUAUUGUCACCAAAAGAAGAUCAUUCAUAGAGAUUUGAAGGCUGAGAAUUUACUCUUAGACUCUGAAAUGGUCAUCAAAAUUGCUGACUUUGGCUUCAGUAACGAGUUUUCUCCCGGCAAUAAACUGGACACUUUCUGUGGCAGUCCUCCUUACGCGGCUCCCGAGCUCUUCCAAGGUAAAAAAUACGACGGCCCUGAAGUAGACGUGUGGUCGUUGGGCGUGAUAUUGUACACGCUCGUGUCGGGGUCUUUACCUUUUGACGGCUCGAACCUGAAGGAGUUGCGGGAGAGAGUCCUGCGUGGCAAGUAUAGGAUACCUUUCUACAUGUCCACUGACUGUGAGAACCUCCUCAAGAAGUUCCUUGUGCUCAAUCCUGCCAGGAGAGCUACUUUAGAGACCAUAAUGAAGGACCGGUGGAUGAACAUCGGUUACGAGGACGACGAGCUGAAGCCUCACAUUGAGCCCGAGAUGGACUUCGCUGAGCCCAAGAGAUUCGAGAUACUCAUGGAGAUGGGCUACUCUAGAGCAGAUAUUGAAGAUAGCCUCAAGAAUCACAAGUUUGAUGACAUCUACGCCACUUAUCUACUCCUGGGACGGAGAUCUACUGACUUGGACAGCGAAUCAUCACGCUCUGGCUCGUCGUUAUCAUUACGCAACAACACCCCCCGUGUGGGGGGCGUGAGCAGCGGGGUGGGGGUGAGCAGUGGGGGUGACAGCGGACACCCCCCAUCAUCCCAGCUGUCGCAGUCCCCCUCACACCGCGGGGUGCACCGCUCUGUCUCCGCCACCAACGCUAAGCCCACCAGCAGGAGGCUGUCUGCCGGUGGUGCCCCGACCACCACCACACCAGCGACCAACAACAGCCACAAUCACAGCAGCAACAGCACGACCCCCGCCACCACCACGGCACCCAGCACCACCACGUCCACCACUAACAACACCACCACCACCGGCAACCAUUUCCGACGCCAGAACACCGUCGACACCGCCACCAUCAAAGAAAAUACCGCUCGGUUGCAACAGCAGGGAACCACAACAACCUCGUCCCAGAGAGGCGUGGUGAGCGGUGCUGUAAGCCCCGGCAUGAGCAGCAAGACGCGCAGCAGCAGCGGCGCGACGACGCAACAAAAAAGCAACACCAUCGCCAGCCGCACCAUCAGCGCUGCUACUGGUCGUCGGUCUACUUAUUCUCAUGAUCCUAAGUCUUCAUCUACUGAGAAGACCAACGUCCCUGACUCUACCAGCGGCGGCAGCAGCGGCAGCAGCACGAAAGCCUCCCCCGGGGGGCUACUGUCAUCACCCAAUGCUCCCCCCAACAACCGGCAGUCCUCCACUCCCACAGCCUCACCCUUCCCCCGCAACUUUUCGACCAGGUCCACCUUCCAUGGGGGACAAACGCGUCGCCCCAACAACAACAACCCCGCGUAUGGGGGAGGCAUGGGUGCUCCUCUCACCUCUCAGGACACCUCGGUGCUGCCUGCUUCUGGAGCCAUCAGAACCUCCUUCUUCUCCAAGAUCUCCUCCAAGUUCUCCAAGCGUCAGUUGGAAGCCACUCCCAGGCAGCCUCCUAGUGCGUCGGUGGCGCGCCCAGGAGGCGGUGAGGAGCAAAUCAAACCACGGUCGCUUCGCUUCACUUGGAGCAUGAAAACUACCUCCUCUCGGGACCCUAACGACAUUAUGGCUGAAAUACGCAAGGUAUUAGACGCCAACCAUUGUGAUUAUGAACAGCGGGAGAAGUUCUUGCUGCUCUGUGUACACGGGGAUCCUGAUAUAGACGACACCAUGGUGCAGUGGGAGAUUGAGGUGUGUAAGCUACCCAGACUGAGCUUGAGCGGCGUGCGUUUCAAGAGAAUAUCUGGCACGAGUAUUGCCUUUAAGAACAUUGCCAGCAAGAUUGCCAACGAGCUGAAGCUGUGACUAAGUGGGGACCUCGAGAUAGGGGAAGCUUUGCACCGCAGUCCCACCGCUUCCACUCAUGACGGGGAUUAGGAUGACACGCUCCCUGUAGGAAUUUUUAAUAAUGAUAAUAAUAAUAAUGAUACUUAUGCUAUUGUGGAUACAUCCGCUGCGGGUACGUACCGACCAGGCAUCUGAUGCUGAAGCCCGACGUUGUUUCGUCAUUUGUCUUGGUGUGGUAAUGCCUCGUGAAUUACAUUAGGAUGGCGCAAGUUCAGUGAUGCUAGAGAGCAGGCUCGGUGUUGGUGUUGGACUGAUGGAACUUUACGAAAACGUUCGUUGUCCAUGUGAAAACGUUCAUUGAAAAGUUACAAACGUUUCAGUGUCUUGUGAUGUAAGGUUGCAGGCCUGUAUUAUCUACGCUUAAACUACGAGUCGUGUUUCUACGGUGGACUGGAAGCAGUGAAAAGUUCUUUUAUCUUCGGAGUUACAAGGAAGAAACUUUUUCGUUUGUGAAUCAAUGUUAACAUGUGCAAAACGUGUACGUUCCCGAGGCUUAAUACAUUUUGAUGUAAGAACGUUCUUUUGGUUUGUUUUGUUUUAUGUUCCAACGUUGAUUCAGGUUAGUGGAAGUUGGGAAUUAGCGAACGAAGUUUGAAUGCUGUGUAUGUUCUUUGUAUGUUCGGUUUUUACCACUUAAUUAUAUUCCAGACGUCCUCAAGGGAAAAACCUUCAAGAUUUACGGUAGACAAAUGAAAAUAAAUUCCCAAGUGCGAUGAGGGUUCUUAGGUCGACUUGGUCGUGCUUUGUACGUAUCAUUUAUUACCUUUUGAGCGAUAAUAUUUACGUCUUGAACGUUAUUUUUGCUCGUAAUAAAACGCAAUCUUGAGAUGAGCCGUCGCUUCUUGGGUGAAUUAUUGAGUAGGUACUUACUGAGUAGUUCAAAGCCCCCCCGAUGGUCUCAUAUCUGUGAAUAUAACCUCCGAGUUUUGCGAAAUGUAAGUGUAGAACCAGUGACAAUGCGAACUGAAUCAUCGAAGUUAUCUUAACUAUUUUAUUUGUCAUACAUUUAUUUUGCAAUUUAUAUGGAUUAAAUCGGAUCAUAGUGUUUCUAUUUUCGUUUCCGUUGAGCUAUUCAGAGUCGAAAAGCUGUUUCAGCUUUGCUAAUGGUUUUCUUGCUGAUAUCUUAAAUUUAAUUUGGUUAUUAUAUUAUUGAACAAAACUGGGAAUAUGAGAACGGUAAAAAAGUCUGCAGGCCACUUUGAACAGAGCCAUGACUUUAGGAUCGAAUUCGAGGAUGCCUUCAUUCGCUCACACUUAUCCUGUAUAUCCUUGGACGAUCAAAUCCAGAUUUAUUACACAUGUACGCUCUAAUUUUCUGAUGGGUAGUAUUAUUAGAUCAAAUCACUUCCAAUUCAUGAAUCAAAUUUACCAUCAGUCAGUUUUUCAAUAUAUGGCAUUCGUGGAUAUUUUCGUGCUAACAUGACCCACCUAAUUCUGUGCAAGAUUGAUGUCUAAUUGGCGUAACCGCUGAUAAACUUGAUGGUAUAGACAAACUAUAUCUUCUACUUUCAUUGAAGAAAAGUUGUGCUUAAUCAACAUCUAACUCAACGUCAAAUCGGGGGGAAUCUUUGUUCAUAUAUUGUAUAAUUAUUUUAAAGCGUUUCGAGUAAAUUUGUACAAAAUGUCAGAUUUCGUUCACGUGUUUACAUAACGCAGAGAAAUACACUCGGGUUAAUGAGUGAGACUUUAUCCAAAUAGCGAUGCACUUUCGUUCUUGCUGUGGUCAUGUGCAAGAAUUUCUGGUCGUAUUAUAUUUUUGGUUUCAUUUUGAGUUCGCGAUUGAUUAUUUAUUGUUUCUCCGUUCAACAACUCACGCUUCUUUUUUUUUUAGUUCACGUUGGUCAUGUGAAAUUGUAAAGUCUGCGUUUUUCCUGUGCUUUAAUAAACUCUAAUAUUAGUAAAUUUAACAGACGAUACCUAUUUCUUUGAUAUGAGAACUCGCAAUGAGUUUCUAUCCACCUUUUAAAUUAAGUGAAUAUUUGUUUUAAAAGUUGAACCAUAAAGGGAACAGUUCCAACUGAGCGUCAAGGAGAUCACGCGAGGUGUUCUUUGUGUGGUAAAUCAUCUACACUCAGAGAAAUAAGUGAGACUGUCCAAAUAGUGAUGUACUUUUCGGUCUUGUGUGAGUCAUCCUGAACUAGUUUGGCCCGGGUAGAAAGCGUAUCAGUGCCACGUGCAGAAAGUGUGUCAGUAUUUGAACAAUAUGACUCGUUAAUUUCUCUGAGCGAUAGUGUAAGAUAGGGCAGAAACUUAAUUAUUCUGAAAGACUCCAAGCGACUCUGACUUGUUGGUUCGCCUCCAGGUACUAGUGAUAGUAGCUUGGGCUGUAUAAAGUAGCUUGUACAUUAAUUAAUUCAUGAAUAAUAUCUUCCUGAAGGUAUGUUGUUAUAGGCCUAAUUUAACUGUAGCAGGAGUCUGGACCAGGUGACACUAUACGUAUUUUUGUUACCGACUAGCGUGAAGUAGUGGUUCGAACUCCUACUUUCUGUAUAGCAACGCACUGUCAUCUCGUUUUCCUGUGCCGUUAGGGAUGUGGCGAGGGUAGGUGUUAAUGUGGCGUUUACCAGUCGUCGUUUGUAUUUUCUUUCAGCCAAAGCUACCUUUGAUCCUGCUGUAUAUUCUUCUAAUGUCAUUUGAACGAACAUUUCUCUUUGUGAACUUUUCUCACGUUCCCACAGCUACAACAAUUGUUCUAAAAAUGAAAUAACCAUCGCAUUAAACUAACUUGUUCUCCACGCAGAGAAUUUUUUUCACACUCAUUUGAACUUUAGAAUCAGACAUUCGGUGUAUCAUCAAUUUUCUCGCGUAUGAAAUAGGGCUUUAGUCACGGUAAAUAGUUUUGUUCCAGUGUCAAAAGAUUCAUUCAUCUGUAACAUCUCCCUUUGGUUUAAUUAGUAUCUCGGCCUCCUUAACUACCGGCAUUAUGCCAUCAUUUAUUGAAUUUUUUAAACGAUAAUUUCUGAUCUAAAAUGCAAUCUUGUCGCUAACAUUGAAAAAGAGAGCUCCUAUUGUUAAUGAGCUCAACGUUCGUCUACUGCUGUGAGUUAUACUACUCUAAAUGCUAUAUCCCUUCCUUAUACUUAUGGCUGGCAAGAAAUGGGCGAAUUUGUAUAAAUUUGUACGUAUGGUUGAGUAUGGCAUAGAGUGGUACAAUUUUCUAGUGUGCUCUUCUCAUCGACCUAAUAUAAUUUGUUUUCUCAUCCCGUGAACUGAGAACAUGAUUCUAAUUUCAUUUCUACUCCAAUGACACUAGAUUUCUAGGCAAUUCAUAGACAAUUUUUUUUCGUUGUGAUUUAUUGCCAUUGUGAAACUUGGUCCGCACUAAAAAAUUUCCCGCACUGUGAAAUCAGCAGAGAUAAAUUUUAACUGUGAGUUGCUUGUACAGUAGAUACUUCAUCCCGGUUUUCUGGCAGUCACUCUAAAAGAAAAAAAUGCUUAGCUUUUUUGUUUUCUACGCUCAUUUUUCCGCGGGUAAUCAAGAUGUCUCAAGAUCACACAACUAAAUCAUUCUACUUUACAGUAAUACAAAUAUCCUUCUGAAUUUCUGGUCCUGGAACUGUAGCACUACUAAUCAGGUACCUGUUAUAGAAAUUCCUCAAAUGUGUAUACUUUGUAGCUUUGAAUGCAAUCAUAUCUAGUGUUUAUAGUUUCUUGUAAAUUCGCCGCGUUUCUAGCACACAACUUUCGACUAGAUCAUCUUGAAGGUUCUGCUUGCGAGUUUUCGAUCUUUUGAAUUUUUUGUGCGUGAAAGUUUCGGUAAUUACCCUGGUGCAUUGAACUUAGUGGUACGUUCUCCUACAUUAUCAAUUAAUUUGACUGGGAUCUUGUGUUAAGUAGCCGAACAAUAUUUUGGCCUUCGAAAUUUAAUGAAGUGCUCAAAACUUAAAGCGUCAUUUCUUUUAAUGGUUUUACCUCUCGUGCUGUGAUAGCCAAUGAGUAGCGCUUGAUAUAGCGUCGCUUGCUGGUUGCAUCGAAAUUUCACAAGACUCCUUGGUAUCGCAAAAAGUAUAUGUAAAUAUUCUCUUGAUUUAUCGAUCGCCGAAACUGAAAAACGCCUCAUGUCCGAGAUAAGCUGAACCGCUCCAGUUGAUACCAGAAACGUGGCAACCUCCUGAACAUACGGUCUGCAACCAUAUGGUUGCUGACAUACGACAUUUCUUUCAUACAUACAGCGUCUAUUAUUCAUGCAGCUUCUUGCACACAGGCACUCAGCUUCAAUUUGCUGUUACAAAGUCACUUUUCCUCUCUCCAAUUGCUGGGCAACACUGCUAAGGCUAUGCCACUGCUUUUUCCCUCUAUGUUGCCUUCCUUUAAGACCAUCUAUCAGACAUUCGCCUAAAGUUGUUUCUUCUUAAUUUCUAAAGUUGUGUAGAAAAUGGCUGAAUUUAGAAAAAUAUAAUUUUGUGCGAUAUUCAUAUAAACGUACGUAUUCGCAUCUCUCUUGUGUUUCCGAUGAGCUACCGAAUUUCAGGUGAAUUUUUUAGGUCUUCCCGUAAAAUUCAUUUGUUCUUGCCAGUGACAACAGCCGUAUUGAUUAACGUACUGCAGUCACACCGGGCUUUUAGUGUGGUUUAUGAUGCGUUGCAUUUCUUGAUAUUUCUCACGGCGGAAAAUCUUCAUACGAUACCUUCAUUGAAGCUGUUUUGCUAUACAAUUUCCGUGGAACGACUGCAGGAUAUUGAAUUAAAUCCUGUUAUUCCUCGUUCUGGGGCCGUUGUCUCGCACAGGGGUUCAUUUUGGGGUAGCAUAUGCCGAUGUGGUUAACUGCUUGUAAAAGUCGCGGUAAGCUUGAAAAAUAAACUUGUUUCUGUAUUAUAAUGUGGAGUGUCAAUACCAUGAAGCUACUGUGACUGGGUUUGUUGCUGCAUGAGACAGCGGUUGUGACAGGUAAAGUUGUCUGGUUAUAUUAUGACUGGUCCGAUAGCUCGCCUGUCACGACUCGGGCUCGAUCAGAAACGACAUUGAAACAACGCUGAUUAAGAGUUGAAACAACGUUUAGUCAACGUUUUUCAACGUCAGAUACCUUGUGGGAUGUGACUAUCACUUGCGUAAAAGCAUAAUGGCUGUCGAAAAGCGUUUAAAUUUUGUGCGAGAUACCAUACAGUGCAUCGUAUCGUGUCACGGUACAGACCACGAGACGACACCGCGUGUAAUAAUGCUUAUCAGAGGCGGACGUUCUUUCGCCUGGACGUUCAUAUUCUUUCAUCAUUUGCCGUAUAAUCUGUAUAAAUGCGUCGGAUUUAAGUGUGGGAAGAGAGUAGUGACGGCGUAUAAUUUAUUCGUAUUAUUAUUCCCGUGUACCGAGGACGCAUAGGAGUUUCGUUCAAAAGGCAAUAAUGCGGGACUCUUUUUUUUUUGCCUUUGCUAACUCCCUUUAACAGUUGAUGUUUCAAGCGGAUAUAUUUAUUAUGUAGUGAUGAUGCAUGUCAGCCCUGUCUUGUGUCCUCAAAACGACUCUAGGGAACGUGAUUACAUUUCAGAGAUAUUCGCUGCAAUAUAAUUCUAAAAAAAUUUUGAUCACG
Messenger RNA from Hyalella azteca, 8305 nucleotides. RefSeq names its product serine/threonine-protein kinase MARK2. Lineage: Eukaryota; Metazoa; Arthropoda; Malacostraca; Amphipoda; Hyalellidae. The transcript has 16 exons. Gene Ontology annotation, molecular function: tau-protein kinase activity; protein serine/threonine kinase activity; ATP binding. Gene Ontology annotation, cellular component: cytoplasm. The coding region runs from base 270 to 2741 and encodes 823 amino acids. Gene Ontology annotation, biological process: microtubule cytoskeleton organization; intracellular signal transduction; protein phosphorylation. The record is from RefSeq and is a predicted model, not a curated record.